AAUGACUUGUGAGAGACGAGUGGGGGAGUUUCCAGUACGCGGUAUGGAAGCGGCUGUGGCAGCAGUGGCGACUGCUUCCCAUCCUUCCACGUCCCUCUUUCAAAUCCCGGCACACCGCUGCCAAUGAGUCCCGCUGCCGGUACACGCCGCUCCUUCAUAUCUCCGCCUAGGACUCCUGUUCUGACCUGGACUACACUGUAGGUCUUACAUCACUUUUAACAGCAAUUCGCAAAAUCGGAACGUCACUGCAAGCUACAGAGUAACACUUACCCUCAAGUUCUGAAUGACGGGCGGUCGAUUCGACUUUGAUGAUGGGGGGACCUACUGCGGAGGGUGGGAGGAUGGCAAAGCCCACGGCCACGGUGUGUGCACCGGACCCAAGGGCCAGGGCGAGUACUCUGGCUCCUGGUCGAACGGUUUCGAGGUAGUUGGCGUCUACACCUGGCCCAGUGGGAACACGUAUCAGGGUUACUGGGCGCAGGGGAAGAGACACGGGCUCGGGAUUGAAACCAAAGGGAGGUGGAUUUACCGAGGAGAGUGGACUCAUGGGUUAAAGGGCCGUUACGGAGUCAGGCAAAGCGUAAACACGCCUGCCAGGUACGAGGGUACCUGGAGUAACGGCCUGCAGGACGGGUAUGGCGUGGAGACGUAUGGUGAUGGAGCACACUCUGGAAAUCCCCACCUGGCCUGAAGAUACACCAACCAGCCCUGACGUUGAACAUAAAAAACAACUAAAAUGCUAAUAUUUAAUUGUUUAUGUGGCCAUAAUGUGUCCUCUGUGAUAGAACUACUCACAUGCAUGUAGAACAGAAGUGGCCCAUGUGUCCCUGAGCCCAUCAUGGAUGUUUUGCGGCUGCUCUGAAAAUGGGGAUUUUAAAUGGUGUCAGUUGUUUCAUUCUAACCCAAAUCAAAGGGUGAUUAAAGGAUUGCAAGGGGACAUCAGGUCACACAUAAUGUUUUUGUCACCAUCAACUAAAAUGCUUGUGCUUACUAGUGGUGUUCCUAGCCACUAAUUUCUUUGUUGACUAACCUACCAGUGUAAAACUAAGGAACACUCAGUGAGUUAAAUGUGAAAGCUGUUUAAUAGAAAAUGUCAAAAACUGAUAACAAAGCCGUUUUAAAUCACUGAUCACGUUCUUCAAUAAUGAAUCAUGCCGUGCCUUAUCAACGUUACAUGUUAUAUUUCUGUGAAGGUUCUCAGUCAUCCAGGUCAUCGUAGUCUAAGGAGCUUGGAGAGAAA
Molecule: messenger RNA, 1240 nt
Organism: Haplochromis burtoni (Burton's mouthbrooder)
Lineage: Eukaryota; Metazoa; Chordata; Actinopteri; Cichliformes; Cichlidae
Product: junctophilin-1-like
Exons: 2
Coding region: 284-691 (135 amino acids)
Cellular component (GO): junctional membrane complex; plasma membrane; endoplasmic reticulum membrane
Source: RefSeq, a predicted model, not a curated record